AUGGCAACAUCCGACAAUGAGAAUCUCACUUUCUACCCCGCGUUCUGCUUCAAAGCAUCGCCAACGCACUUUACCUGGGUGAAAAUGGGUGCAGCCGAUGUGCACCGUCUCCAAAGAUCGAGUAACUUUUUUGGCCAAAACUUGUUUUUCUACAAUAACCACCCAAUCCAGUUCGUCAGCCUAGUAGGCGUGAUAGUUGCACGAACUGAGAUCACGCGGCGCACACUCUUAACACUAGACGACAGCAGCGGCGCAACCAUCGACAUAGCCGUCAUGCAAAAGACCGCGCCAAAGGACGCAAAAAAAGACGAAGAAAUCCAGGAAGACAUCACAGAUCAAAAGCCAGAUCCAGAACUUCCUGCGUGGAUCGGAUUCUCCCUCACAGCGCCAACAACUGGCUUCACAAAAAUUGUACAUAUCACUUCAAAAGAUCGCGACGAGAUUGAUAUCUCUGCUCUCCAGCCUGGAACAGUGGUUCGGAUAAAGGGGACUUUAUCAAUGUUCCGCUCGCGCAUGCAGUUGAAUCUGGAGAGGUUUUGGUUGGUUGGUGAUACGAAUGCUGAAAUGCGGUUCUUGGAUGACCGGUUGCGGUUUUUGAUUGAGGUGCUGUCUGUGCCGUGGGUGCUGAGUGAUGAGGAGGUUGAGGCGCUGCGUCUGGAUGCUGAGAGGGGGGAUGAGCGCUUGUUGGAGGAUAAGAGGCGGGCGGAGAGGGUGGCGCGGAAAAGGGUUGAGCGGGAGGAAAGGCAUGCUAGGGCUAUUGCGCAUCGAUAUGAGCGUGAGGAGAAAGAGAGGGAGAAGGAGCUUAGAGCUUUGCGGGAGGAUGGGGAGAGAGUUAUGAGGAAGUUCGGGUUUGGGUAG
Molecule: messenger RNA, 858 nt
Organism: Penicillium paradoxum
Lineage: Eukaryota; Fungi; Ascomycota; Eurotiomycetes; Eurotiales; Aspergillaceae
Product: OB-fold domain-containing protein
Exons: 2
Coding region: 1-858 (285 amino acids)
Source: RefSeq, a predicted model, not a curated record